AUUGGAUUAACUGGGCUUUUAAACACACGGCGCGAAAAGUCCCUUUUCUUCUUUGAUUACAAAUAUGUUAAUCUGUUCAACUGUUGACGGGGUUUGUUUACGUUUUACCGUUUUUUUUCUUUUUUAGAUGAGACUGGCAGCACGGAAGCAACAGUCGAUGAGCUAUGAUGUCAUUUGUUUCUGUAACGUUAUCUAUAAAGGCAGCUGUCGACAGGACUGGGAGCAAAGCGUGGCUGACUGGACACACUCCGAGUGGUCACUGCAGCUCUAUACCGAGGAAACAUCCCAUAGUGAGACAAGAAGAUGAGUGAAGCCGCUGCGGACUCUGGCACGCUCUGCCUCUUUGAUGUUGACGGAACGCUCACGUCCGCGAGACAGCGUGUGACUCCAAACAUGGCCGAGUUCCUCGAGAAGCUCAGGACUAGAGUUCGAGUCGGAGUGGUAGGAGGGUCGGACCUCUGUAAGAUCCAAGAGCAGCUGGGAAAUGACGUGAUACAGAAAGUGGACUACGUGUUUGCUGAGAACGGUCUUGUGGCCUACAAGAAUGGACAGUUACUCUCUGUCCAGUCCAUCCAGGCCCAUAUGGGAGAAGAGCUACUCCAAGAUUUCAUUAACUUCUGUCUCAACUACAUGGCCAAGAUCAAACUCCCUAAGAAGAGGGGGACAUUCAUUGAGUUCCGUAACGGCAUGUUGAACAUCUCCCCCAUUGGACGAAGCUGUACACAGGAAGAGAGAAACGAGUUCUACGAGCUAGAUCAGAAAGAGAAAGUCAGAGAAAAAUUUGUGUCCAUAUUAAAGGAAGAGUUCAAAGGAAAAGGAUUGUCAUUUUCAAUCGGGGGGCAGAUCAGCUUUGAUGUGUUUCCUGAUGGUUGGGAUAAGAGAUUUUGUCUGGGCUUUGUUGAGAAGGACAACUACUCAACCAUUCACUUCUUUGGAGACAAGACCAAACCUGGAGGAAACGAUUAUGAGAUCUACAGCGACCCUCGGACCAUCGGCCAUGAAGUCUCCUGUCCAGCGGAAACGCAACAACUUUGUCAGCAGCUUUUCUUCUCAUGAGAGAGAAGCAGCAACUGUGCCAAACAGGCUUCUAUUAGAGAUCUCAUUUAUCUGUCAAUAACAUAUCUUCAGACUAGACCACACAAAUGGUUGCUUGAAUGCAGAAGGAGCCAACAUCUCAGUAUCUUUGGUAAUGUCAGGAAGGAGAGUAAAGACUCCCUGACUGAGAGGAAGGGAUUUUUGGUUUAGUAUUAUAUAAGAACUGUCACGACUUCAAAAUGUGAUGUCAUGAGUUAAAAUGUAUUGUUUUAAUGAUUGGACAUCUUGUGUUCUUAACAUCACCUCAUGGUAAACAUUGCGCCAAAACAAUUACCAAUCAAAUGUUUCCAUCUUGUUUUAGAUUGUGAAAACAAAACUCAACUACAAAUCUGUUUGUCUGUGGUCUCAUUGCUUGGAUUUGUUUCAUUGGUGUAUGUCAUGCCAAUACCAGCUGCUUUUAAAUCUGUUUUUGAUUAAAACCCCAACUCCGACUCACCAACUGAACCGCUUACAAUCUGCACCAGUGAGACAAACACGGAAGACCCUUUUGAAUUAAAAUUCAAAUGUGGUUUCAUAGUGAAUGAUGUGAGGGAAACCCAGCUGGUCAUAUGCCACUGUUAAUGUGACAAACAGAACUGAAUGCUGCUUUUAUUUUCCCAGAGCAAAUAUUGUUUUCAGAGCUAUGAUGUCUUCCUCUUUAGAUUUUAUGUUCAGACAUUUUUUUGUAUCACUGCUCCAUUUCAUCCCUACAAACUGCAACCAUAAUACACAUCACUUAUAGAACAGCACAUAUUGAAAUGUAAUGUUCCCAGUACAUGGCACUUGAACUUGAAUGAAGUAUCAACUUUUGAAGAUUCUGCUGUUGAAGAUGUGAACUCUGAGAAAGAAUUUAAGUAUACUGUAUAUCCAUGCUAAAAAGUAUAAUAUGUAAAGAUUUAGAAGUGCGGUCGAGAUUACAAAUACUGCUUUAGUAAAUUCGAGCACCAAUGAUACUGGAUUUUUUUAGGCGGAUAUUGGUCAAAACCAUAUAUUGGCAGAUUGUUUUCUUAAAAACUUUUGCAAAGGGUACCUGAAUUGUGAUUGUUAUAAGGUUGUGACCAGCAUAUGUUCUGUGCAGGGCAUUUGGCUCUCUGGUGGACAUAGUAUGUAAUGUUUGGUAAACCUCCAUAGAAGUAUCUUUAUCAUUGUUAUUGGUAAAUUUACACUGAUACCAAUUGGACCAUACCUCUUGCUGUGUUCAUAGACCGUAUAUUAAUUGAAGUGUAGUGGCAUGAAAAUGAUAGCUAUCUUUAUAAAAUAUACAUAUUUGAUGUGAAUUCUUUAAUGGAGUUUUUUUUCCCUUUAAACGUCCAGGGAAUGUUCAGAAAAAUAGAAAUCCAGCACAUUACAUAAGAAUCAUCUAACUACAAGCCAAACCUGGAGAAUUAAAGCCCUUAGCAUUGCACACAUUUAGAUAUAUGACAAAUGACAUGAGAUGUCAGUUUUGUCAAAUCCGAUCAUGUAUGCAGGGAAUGGAUCAGCUUUUUUUCCCACUGACUAUUCGCCAGUCGGUUCGUUGUCAUUUUGUGAUGAAACAAUAAAACGGCAGUAAUAUCAAGUGA
Messenger RNA from Cyclopterus lumpus (lumpfish), 2636 nucleotides. It is a transcript of the gene pmm2, whose product is annotated as phosphomannomutase 2. The transcript has 9 exons. Gene Ontology annotation, biological process: mannose metabolic process; protein N-linked glycosylation; GDP-mannose biosynthetic process. Gene Ontology annotation, cellular component: cytosol. The coding region runs from base 304 to 1056 and encodes 250 amino acids. The record is from RefSeq and is a predicted model, not a curated record. Gene Ontology annotation, molecular function: phosphomannomutase activity. NCBI's taxonomy places the organism in Eukaryota, Metazoa, Chordata, Actinopteri, Perciformes, Cyclopteridae.